Molecule: messenger RNA, 1062 nt
Organism: Monosiga brevicollis MX1
Lineage: Eukaryota; Choanoflagellata; Craspedida; Salpingoecidae
Exons: 2
Coding region: 1-1062 (353 amino acids)
Source: RefSeq, a predicted model, not a curated record
AUGGUGGGGUUGUGCUUGGCUGCAUGGGCUGGCGCCAAUGGCUUGGACAACGACCCAAUCCUGGCGGUUGGUGAUGACGGUACGCUUUACAUCAACACGAGCAGUCGGGUCGUGGUCAACGGGAUCGACAUUAUUGAGCAGUUGCAGCAGGUGCGCGCCACGCAACAGCGGUAUGAAGCCAACUUUGACAUUAUCUUCCGCUCUGAUCCGGGCUCGGCCUGGGUCCCACCUUCGCAACGAGUCAUAACCAUCGAAGCCAACGGGGCACGAGCCGUGACUGCUGUCGACCUUGAUGGCGAUGGGUACUGCGAUGUCCUCAGCGCCAGCUCCGGGGAUGCCAAAAUUGCCUGGAGCCGCAAUUUAGGCAAUGGUACCUUUGCGUCACAGAGCGUCAUUACGCGCGAAGCAUUAGGAGCCAUGAGCGUGUUUGCCGUUGACAUUGAUGGUGAUGAUCAUAUUGAUGUCGUCAGCGCCAGUUCUACGGACCACAAAGUGGCCUGGUACCGCAACUUUGGCAACGGCACGUUUUCUGGGCAAAAGGUGAUCACUCAAGCUGCCACCAACGCCAAAGCCGUGUACGCUGCUGAUCUGGACGGCGAUGGUGACAUGGACGUGCUGAGUGCGAGUGCCGCCAGCCCUAGCGUGGCCUGGUAUCGCAACAACGGCUCGGGCGACUUUGGUACUCCCCUCGGCAUUAUGCCCUCUAGCAUUGACAUCGCCUGUGUCGUGGCUGUGGAUAUCAAUGGUGACACCUUUCCGGACGUCCUCGUCCUCUCCGCGGAGACCGGCAUGCUCGCAUGGUUUGCUAAUCAAGGUGACGCCUCCUUUGGCCCCCAAUCCACCAUAGCCCAAAGCGGGAACUACGGCUAUGCGCUGCAUGGUGAUGGUACAUUUUCAUCAGGCAUCCUGCUGAGUAAUGCCUUGGACACUGUGCGGGGUGUAUCUGCCGCCGACCUGGACAACGAUGGCCACGUGGAUGUGCUCAGUGCCAGCUAUUCCGACGACAAGAUUGCUUGGUACCGCAAUGACGGCAUGUGGGGCUACUUUGCACGGUACCUUUAG